Messenger RNA from Silurus meridionalis, 2291 nucleotides. RefSeq names its product phosphatidylinositol 4-kinase type 2 alpha (gene pi4k2a). Gene Ontology annotation, biological process: phosphatidylinositol phosphate biosynthetic process; Golgi organization; endosome organization. The coding region runs from base 282 to 1646 and encodes 454 amino acids. NCBI's taxonomy places the organism in Eukaryota, Metazoa, Chordata, Actinopteri, Siluriformes, Siluridae. Gene Ontology annotation, cellular component: lysosomal membrane; plasma membrane; trans-Golgi network. The record is from RefSeq and is a predicted model, not a curated record. The transcript is spliced from 9 exons. Gene Ontology annotation, molecular function: 1-phosphatidylinositol 4-kinase activity.
UUGAUGACGGUGAUUAUGCUGUUGUGUUUUGUCACGUGCUUAGAAGUAGGCAGUGACUUCUCGGACCAAUGGGGACGCAAUUCCUGAAGCAGAAGUUGGUCCUCGCGAUCUGAUUGGUCAGGACACGUGUCGCUCGCCCUGCAGGCCCCGCCUCCACCCGGAAGCAGCAGGUCAGGAGACUUGUUUAGUUUGAGGCGCUUUCAGCUGCACUUGGUUCCGUUGCAGAACGUUGACGGGACUCGGUUUUGUUUGGUCUUUUUUCCCCCUCUGUCUCCGGAGCCAUGGACGAGACGAGUCCACUCGUGUCCCCACUGCGCGACUCCGCCGACUUCGGAGCGUUUCCCACCGAGCCGGCGAGUCCCCGGGGCGGAUUUGGCGGCGCGCCGGGCACGGUGAUACGCGUCCCGGCGGGGAGUCCUGGACGCAGCCGGGAGAGGCAGCCGCUGCUGGAGCGAGACCGGGACCGGGGCGGAUCUCCGCGGGACCCGCACCGGAACGAGUUCCCGGAGGAUCCCGAGUUCAGGGAGAUCAUCCGCAAGGCGGAGAGAGCCAUCGAGGAGGGGAUCUACCCCGAGCGGAUCUACCAGGGAUCCAGCGGAAGCUACUUCGUCAAAGACUCACAAGGGAAGAUCAUCGGAGUGUUCAAGCCGAAGAACGAGGAGCCGUACGGUCAGCUGAACCCCAAGUGGACCAAGUGGCUGCAGAAGCUGUGCUGCCCCUGCUGCUUCGGGCGAGACUGCCUCGUCCUCAACCAGGGCUACCUGUCUGAGGCUGGAGCCAGCCUGGUGGACCAGAAACUCGAGCUCAACAUUGUGCCAAGGACCAAGGUGGUGUAUUUGGCAAGUGAGACUUUUAACUACAGUGCCAUAGACAGAGUGAAGUCUCGAGGAAAACGUCUCGCUCUGGAGAAAGUGCCAAAAGUGGGACAGCGCUUCCACAGAAUCGGCCUGCCGCCUAAGGUCGGCUCCUUCCAGCUCUUUGUGGACGGUUAUAAAGAUGCAGACUUCUGGCUGCGGAGGUUUGAGACAGAGCCGUUACCCGAAAACAACAACCGUCAGCUCCAGCUCCAGUUCGAGAGGCUCGUGGUGCUGGAUUACAUCAUCAGGAACACUGAUCGGGGCAACGAUAACUGGCUCAUAAAGUACGACUGUCCCAUGGACACAUCAGGCAACAGGGACAGUGACUGGGUGGUGGUGAAGGACCCCAUCAUUAAAAUAGCAGCCAUUGAUAACGGCCUGGCGUUUCCCCUUAAACACCCAGACUCCUGGAGAGCCUAUCCGUUCUACUGGGCAUGGUUGGCUCAGGCGAAGGUGCCGUUCUCUCAGGAGAUCAAAGAGCUCGUCCUGCCCAAAAUGGCCGACCCCAACUUUAUCAAGGACCUGGAGGAGGACCUGUACGAGCUCUUCAAGAACACUGUGCUGCAGAAAGAUCCAGGUUUUGACAGAGGCCAAUUCCACAAACAGAUCUCAGUAAUGAGAGGACAGAUCCUGAACCUGAUGCAGGCUCUGAAGGACGGUAAAUCUCCCCUGCAGCUGGUCCAGAUGCCCCCCGUGAUCGUGGAGACGGCUCGGGCGCCGCAGCGUGCCAACACCGAGUCCUACACCCAGAGUUUCCAGAGCAGACGCCCGUUUUUCACGUGGUGGUGAUGUGAACGUGCCGAUGGUGGACGCACGGGCGGGGCUAACACUCGAGACAUCCCACUCUUCCUUUAGGAAGGAACUGAGAGAGAGAGAGAGAGAGAGAGAGAGACACGAUGCUGGGAUGAAAGAAAGGCUUUUUUUCUUUUUCCUCCCAGAAUUUAUUUCCUGCUGUUUAAACAGGAAAAUUUACCUUAAUGAAGGUACACUGACCUGCCACACUGUUCACACACACACAUGGCGCCCCCUGGCUGUGCGGAGGACGAACUGCAUGUCCCUAACGACUUGACCUGAACAUGUGCAUCUGACAAACGCCACAAUUUUUUUUUUUUACCUUAUUUUUUGGCAAAAAACCUGCAUCAUUCAGCUUCGCCUGCUCUUUAUUUUACUUUAUAUAACGUCUGUACCGUGCCACAGACUGAGCAUGUGCACAAACACUGGAACACUCCCUGUGUGUGUGUGAGAGAGAGAGAGAGAGAGAGAGAGAGUGUGUGUGUGUGUGUGUGUGUGUGUGUGUGUGUGUGUGUGUGUGUGUGUUAUAAUGAACACUGUAUGAGAAACUGACUGUAUCUAAUGCCAUGUCUGUAUAAUACACAUGUUCUGUAUGUAAUAUAAUUUAGCAACAAAAUAUAAACUAUAACAGGAACCAGGAAA